CCAAAACGGAAUCGGUAAUAAUUGACGACGAGCAGACAACGAGCCGAGAACAAGCAGCACAAAGCGACAAACCGAAAAUAGACGAUACCCACGCAGCCACCAGUCAUCAGAGCAAAAGCAACAACAACAGGCACUAAAAUCAAUUGUGAUCACAGUGCGUUUGUGUGAGUGCGUAUGCGUAUCUGUGCCUUUUUGCAUUUGCCGCUGUAUCUGCAUCUGUGCCUGUGUCUAGAGAGGCCCGCAAUCCAUAACCAUCUAGUAUUACCCCAUAUGCGGACUAUUUGGGCGUGGAGGGACGCUUCGAAAUAUUAAUUAUUUCUGACACUGUUUACGGCUUGACUUGGCGCAUGCCAAGCAUGAUUAAACGAGACACGAAAGAGCGUAUCUACGAAGUAGAUAUAUAUCUUUAUACGAACAACUAAGCUGCGGCACCAAGCAACAAUCGAAUCGACGAAUAGCAACAACGCACAAACAAACCCAUCUAUAUACUCUAUAGACAGAGAUAAACAAAAGCUUAAGCAGCAGCAGCAGCAGCAGCAACAACGAAACAAUUUGGAGGAAAUAUUUUUGCACUAAAAGACCCAGCAAUCUGAAUCUGCAAAAGGGGAAGAUAUCCCUCAACAUCGUAUUAAGAAGAGAACUCAACUCGACAAAGGAGGAAAGGAAACCAACUAUUGUGAUAUGUACAAAUUUACUCAAAUACUGAAGCCACACAUUUAGACGUUUAUUCGACGGAAUCCCAGUUGUGAAUCGAUUAACCGGAGAAUAAUCUACCAAAGAUUAGGCUUUCAUCUUCAAUUAAGUUUACUUCAAAUAGAGCAGAAGGAAAAUCGCAGGAUGGCCGAAAAGGUGGAACUGGCCCAGGCCAGCGUGAAUGGCCAACAGAAUGAUCCGCGGAAGGUGCGCAAGUCUCCGGAAUUUCAGCCCGGCGUUAUCUCCCGCGAACGCAGCUUUGUGCGCACCACGAAUCAACAGAAUAUCAACAAACGGCGAAGUCUGGCUUUCAACGUACCUGGCAAUCAGACGGGACAGAUGAGGGGCAAACCAGCCAUGGAUAUCUACAGGCCUCCCAAUGUGCGCGGAGAGCUGGCCGCUCCAGCCGGUGGUGUCGGUGGUGAUGGUCCGAAUGGUGCUAUCGGUGGUGUCGCCAACAAGCUGAACGUCAAUGCCCAGGAGUUCACAAUGACAACCAGCUCCGGGGCACCGGCCGAGGCACUCGGCAAUCGUUCGUCGUUAAUCUAUCCGCUCAGCAAUGGAACCGGAGUUGCACCGGUUUUGGGUCCGUACGGAAACGUGAAUCGCCGCCAGGCCGGACACUCCCUCGGCAACAUGCAGGGCUUGAAGGCCAACCACCGCUCGAUCCUGGUGACGUAUCCAAUCAAUACCAGUGCCCUCAGCGGUCAGCUGCAGCUCAUGAACUCGCCAUCCAGUGGAAAUAUACUUCACACAACAAAUCGUGUAAAGUUUGCACCUGAGCCCCGAGGUCACAAAGUGGCUUCUCAAAAUCAGUUUGGUCAGCUAAACAACAACUAUGCUCAGCCUUAUCAGGCGAAUAUUAAUGGAGUAGAUCCUUACAUGAAUGGAAAUGCACUGCAACGCUCCAAGUCGUUGUCGUCGGCGGAUGCCCUUACUCGUGGAAUGGCCGGAUUGGGACUAGGCUUGGGCAACGAGGUGGCCGACAUAGGACAGUUCACGCCAGAGAUCCAGGCGCUUAUUGACACGGCCCUGGAGGAUCCCAAUAAACUGAACUCUCGCUCUCUCAUGGAACUGACAUCGCAGUUCAUCAAACGCGCGGUGGAGAGUCGCCGCUUUGCCCUGCCCAUAUCACGGCUGUGUCUGAAUAUCAUCGCCCGGGAGCAGAAGGAAACGUUCCUCGAGGCGCUCCUCAACACAUGCCGUCAGUGGUACCAGGAGCGUGAGAAGCUGUUGUUUGCCAUCCAGGGCAUGAAGUCGCCAUCACGUGUCCGAUUCACCGCCUUUAUGGCCUUCCUCACGGAGAUGUUUUGUCAGCUGAAACGUCGGCAGCUCCAGCUACGCACCCACCACGAGGGCACUCCUCCGCCACUGGUACUGCUUAGUCUGCUGUCCAAAUGUUGCGGGGAUUGCGUGCGUCCACCCAUUAGAUCACUCUCAGAGAUUGAGUGCCUGUUCUAUGUACUGACCUGUAUUGGCCAGGACAUGGAGCAGCAGCUGCCCCAGCAACUGGAGUUACUCAUGAGUCUGGUUCGCGAUGCAUUCUUGAAUGCCGGCGAAUCUGCGGCCUCCAUUCGGCGCACUCUUCUCCAACUCAUCGAGCUGAAGGCCUCCCACUGGCAGCUACCAGGCAACACGGUUCUCUACUACACGCACACUAACAAUUAGUUGAUGAUUAUGAGAAAAUAUUUGGAACGAGAUCUGGAGCUGGUGACAUGGCGGGGAUAAGGGCACUGUGCAAGCAUCAGGACACCAUGAGCAAUAGAUUCUGUUGUCGCAUUGCAUUUAGGGCCUGGAAAACUUCUGUUCUAUUUAUCUUAUUGUAUUCUUACCUAGGCAUAAGCAAUAUUUAUUUCGGCACCAGCUAUAGAGAGAAACUAACCCGAGACUUGCACACUACACACCAAGCACAGUACCAAAUAAGAUCGAACUCUUGGAUUCGAUAUCUUCGGACUCUGCUAUAAUCUAAGGCUCAACAUUUAUGUGAAUCCAUAUAUUUAUGUGUAAUAAAUCACAGCUAGUCAAACGAG
Messenger RNA from Drosophila mauritiana, 2723 nucleotides. RefSeq lists its product as uncharacterized. Gene Ontology annotation, molecular function: translation activator activity; RNA binding; protein binding. The record is from RefSeq and is a predicted model, not a curated record. The transcript has 9 exons. Gene Ontology annotation, cellular component: cytosol. The coding region runs from base 838 to 2361 and encodes 507 amino acids. Gene Ontology annotation, biological process: regulation of translational initiation. NCBI's taxonomy places the organism in Eukaryota, Metazoa, Arthropoda, Insecta, Diptera, Drosophilidae.